AUGGUACAGGCUGCAGCAGUCACCCACAAGAAGCGGCAGUGUGCGGGGGCGCCACCGGACGGCGGCUGGGGCUGGAUGAUCGUCGCCUGCUGCUUCAUGGUGACCAUUUGCACCCGCGCUGUUACCAGGUGUAUCUCCAUCUUCUUUGUGGAGUUCCAGGGUCAUUUUGGAGGAGAUUACUCCAGCACAGCCUGGAUCCACAGCCUGGUGGACUGCACCACCAUGCUUUGUGCUCCGGUUGGUAGUCUGAUAGGGAAUCAGUGGUCAUGCCGUGUGGCGGUGAUCAUCGGCGGCCUCCUCUCCUCCUGUGGCCUCCUGCUCAGCUCCUUUGCUCCCAGCCUGGAAUUCCUCUACCUCAGCCUAGGGGUCCUCACGGGUCUGGGUUUUGCUCUGUGCUACACGCCGGCCAUAGCCAUGGUGGGUUGCUAUUUCAGCGAGCGGAAGGCGUUAGCGUACGGCAUCGCCAUGUCAGGCAGCGGGAUUGGCACCUUCAUACUGGCUCCGGCCGUGCAGCUCCUCAUCGAACACUACUCCUGGAGGGGAGCGCUUCUCAUCCUCAGCGGCUUUGUGGGCAACCUCUGUGUCUGCGGGGCCCUGCUUCGACCAAUCACACUUAGGGACGAGAUGGAAGGGGCGGAGCAUCUUGGUGAGUAGAGGGUCGUGGACAGGGGAGGCGGAGCUUCGGUGUCUGGGGAGAUGCUCGAUGCCUGCAAUCCUGCCCUCUCCACCUCCUGCUGGUCAAUGAGAGGUCCGUGUUUCAGUUCCCGCUUCCUGUCCAGCCGGGAGUAUCGUUUCCUGCUGCUGCCGGACUUCGUGGGCCUGGCCAUGUCCUUUCUGUUUCUUGCCAGCGGCUGCAGUCUUCCCUUUGUCUACCUGGUUCCCUAUGCCCUGAGUGUGGGGGUGAGCCACCAGCAGGCAGCUCUUCUCAUGUCCAUCCUUGGAGUGAUAGACAUUGUUGGCAACAUCACCUUCGGAUGGUUGACCGAUAGGAGGUGUCUGAAGCCCUACCGCACCGCCUGCUAUGUGUCCUCCGUGGCGAUGGAGGGGAUGUGCUGCCUUUUCACCCCCCUGCUUCAUUCCUUCUCCCUACUGGUGCCCUUCGCCGUCCUCUACGGCUACUUCGACGGAGCCUACGUUGCACUCAUCCCGGUGGUGACCUCCGACGUGGUGGGAGCGCCGUACCUCUCCUCUGCACUGGGCGUGGUCUAUUUCCUCCACGCCAUUCCCUACCUCAUCAGUCCACCAAUAGGAGGUUGGUUGGUGGACACAACAGGAAGUUACACGGCCACCUUCUUCCUCAGUGGGGCCGCCCUGAUGACCAGCUCAUUGGUCCUGUCCGCGGUCGCUGGGAUACGUCACUGUCGCCACCAGGGAACGACUCGCGUCACCAAGGACGCCAAACAUGAGCCCCUCCCCUUCAACCUGGCCAACCAAUCAGACUGCUACAUCGCCUCGAACAAAGAGGCCAUGCCAGCAACUGACAACAUAAUGAAAUCAUAG
Molecule: messenger RNA, 1500 nt
Organism: Lampris incognitus (smalleye Pacific opah)
Lineage: Eukaryota; Metazoa; Chordata; Actinopteri; Lampriformes; Lampridae
Product: monocarboxylate transporter 12-B-like
Exons: 7
Biological process (GO): transmembrane transport; monocarboxylic acid transport
Molecular function (GO): monocarboxylic acid transmembrane transporter activity
Source: RefSeq, a predicted model, not a curated record